This is a messenger RNA of Fopius arisanus, 4242 nucleotides long. RefSeq names its product echinoid (gene ed). Lineage: Eukaryota; Metazoa; Arthropoda; Insecta; Hymenoptera; Braconidae. Gene Ontology annotation, biological process: cell-cell adhesion. The coding region runs from base 591 to 4154 and encodes 1187 amino acids. Gene Ontology annotation, molecular function: cell adhesion molecule binding. The record is from RefSeq and is a predicted model, not a curated record. Gene Ontology annotation, cellular component: cell-cell junction; plasma membrane. The transcript is spliced from 5 exons.
GUUGAAAGGCGCGCAAGCACAACCGUUCAAAUUUGUGCGUCGCACUGCACCCAAUACUCAAAUAAUUUUUUUAAUUUCCCGCCAAAGUCAAUAUUCUGCAAGUCAAGCCACUGGCAAUAAUAGCCUUCAGGAUAAAAAAAAUACCAGUAAUUUUCACGAGAAAUUUUACUGAUAGCGAACAGCCCGUGGACAUUUUAAAGUUUCUCAAUGAUUUUGUGAUUGUGAAGUGAAAAUGGAGUUGUGAGAAUGAUUUGUGAUCGUUGAGGAUUAGUGGAGGAUUUUUUAAUUUCAAGUGUGGAUUUCUUACGGUGGAUUAUUGUGGGAUUAUUAUCGAUUUUACAGCGAUUGAUCGAUGCUCUUUGAAGAGAUAUUCAGAGUGAAUCGCUUAUUUGGUUACAUUUUUUUUUUAACGUGAGUGGUGAAUUGUCGUGGCUUGAUAUGGUUGACCUGUGAAUAUUUUUGUUGUUUUGUGGAGUUUUUGGGGUGUUGGAUUCCCCCGUGGAUACGAGUUUUAUUUGACCGACGGAUAUUUACAACGAGUGGAUUUUUAGUUUAUUCACGUGGAUGAGGAGAGUUCUUCGGAGUUUGAAAUGGAUACCGUAUGGAUGGACAGGAUCAUGAAAUACCUGUGGAUUAGUUUGGCGGUUUGCUUGCUGUGUGCAUUGUCCCAGGUGCAGGCCGCCGAAGAGACUCAGGUUGACACGCACGAGGGCUCGACGGUUCUUCUCCAGUGUCGCUUCCCUCCAGUCAAACAGAAUGCCACAUCAUUCUGGUUGACACACACAAACAAUGUCCACGAUAACGCAGUAAUUGACGGCAAAGCCCUGUCACCGAAUUACAGUGUCGACAUGGAUCUCCCGGCAGGUCGCUAUGAUCUCGAGAUUCGCAACGUGUCGUACGACAGAAACAACGGAAAAUACGAGUGUCGUAUCAAAGCAACAGGGAGUGGUGUCAAUUUCUACCACAAAAAUGUGACACUGACUGUUCUCAGGCAGCCAGGACCACCAUCAAUAUCACCAACAUCGACACCAGCUACCGAGGGCAAACCAUUGAAACUCCAGUGCAACACGUACGGUGGAAGUCCAGAGCCUGAGGUGAAGUGGUACCGUGGCAACAGCCACAAGGAACUCCACACCGGACGUGAAUUGGAGAUCGUACCCACCAAGGAUGAUGACGGUGCCAUAUUCAGGUGUGUCGUUAGGAAUCGGGCAAUGCCCGUGGGAGAGUCACUGAAUGCCACUGUGAGACUUGAUGUUAAUUACUUUCCCCGUGUGACUGUUGGUCCGGAGAAUCCUCUGAAGGUAGAGGCAAAUGGUAAAGCCAUUCUCCGUUGCAACGUCGAUUCCAAACCCAAAGUCAGCAUGGUACGCUGGAUGCGAGACGGUAGUUUCUUUGCAACGUCAUUUGACCACACGAUACCCAGAGUGACAGUUCAGGACGCUGGACACUACACCUGUCAGGCUGAUAAUAUGCUGGGACGAGCUGGUGAGGCAUCUCUGUACCUCGACGUCCUUUACCCACCGUCAGUUGCCAUCGAGGGUGAUACUAUUCGCGUUGCUGAGGUCGAGGACACCGUCACAGUUCACUGCAAUGUAUCAGCUAAUCCCCAACCGACGUCUGUCGAGUGGUUCAGGGAUGGUAAACCAGAGUUCAGACAGUCCGGGCCGAUUCUCAGGUUCACCAGAGUCAAUGCUGAGAACGCUGGUAACUACACGUGCCAAGCGGUCAAUAUGAUUCAUCCAAGUGGUGGUGAACGUGUGAAUCAUUCGGCAACAGCUAGAGUCAAUAUUCACAUACGCCAUAAACCCGGACCAGCGAAGGUUACACCGGAUUCACCAGUUGCUGUUGAGCAUUCUUCGGUUAUACUGACGUGUAUGGCAAGUCCAGCUGGCUAUCCUGAGCCCCAGUACAAGUGGUUCAAGGAGGGUGAGGAUGGAGCUGUAGCUCAGCCCAUCGAGACAGAUGGACCGCAGCUUCUCAUUGAUUCAGUUACACUAGCCAGCGAUGGUACAUACAGAUGUUCGGCAAUGAAUGAAAUCGGCACUGGUGAAGCGGCUUACGUGAGACUAACUGUUCAUCAAGCUCCAAAAAUAGUAACCAAACUCCAGCCACAUUUUACACGUACUGUUGGUGAUUCGGGAUUUGCCGUGUCCUGCAUGGCUCACGGUAAACCACAACCCGUGGUUCGUUGGCUGAAGGACGAGGAGGAACUCACUGCCGAUGAAAGUUUGUACAAAGUUGUUACCCUGAUGUCGAAGGGCCACGGCAAUGUCAUCACUGUUAACUCAACACUAAGUUUCCUCGGCCACUCACGACCAAGAACUGAUGCCAUCAUUGCCAGCGAUAGAGGCAAAUAUACGUGUGUCUUUGCUAACGAAGUUAAGAAGGUCGAAUCCGAAAUGAUGCUCAAAAUAGCCCAUGCACCGAUUGUUUUGCAUAAACACAGCAAAGUCGCUUACAAUCUUGGGGAUACAGCUGAGAUAAGUUGUAAAGUUCAAGCGUGGCCGAAGCCGGAAUUCCAGUGGAGCUUUGGGUCAAAUGCUGCACCUCUUCAGGGAGCUUCCAGUGAUGGGCAUUACGAGCUUUGGACGACAACCGUUGAGAAGGACGAUAUAUACACGUCGUUCUUGAGGAUAUCGAAUAUUGACACUAAGGAUUAUGGGGAGUACAGCUGUCGGGCGACUAACAUACAGGGACCGGUCACUUCGGUCAUCACACUCCAGCCAAAGGGAGCGCCAGAGAGGCCAACGGAUCUCAGUGCUGUGGAAAUUGGACCGACUUAUGUGGCUUUGCAGUGGGAAGUUGGGUUUGACGGUGGUUUGGCCAUUACCAAGUACUUCGUGUCUUAUCGGAGGGUCCUGGUUGAGAGUGAGGAUCGAUCUGUACCUCUCGAUUGUGCACCACCUCGGGGACCAGCUGGACAGUGGCAAGAGCUCGACUGUCGUCGAUCGAAUCCCUGCAACAUCACCGGACUCGAGCAACACCAGAAGUACACGUUCAAGGUCAAGGCUUACAACACCAAAAAUCAUUCUGAUUACUCCGAGGAGAAGACAUUCACAACGACUGUUGCCAAAAUUCCAUCACCCCAUCGUGUCAGCUAUCAUCCGGAGAGUGGAUCACUCGUUAUCAAUGUUGGGCCAACUUGUCUGUCUGUGGUAGCUCUCAUCGAGAGGGCAGACAGUGUUCCUAAUUCACCAUGGAGAAUUGUCGAUGUUUGGCCUCUCGAAGUUAUGGGCAGUGCACCCACCCAGAGGGAGGGCAUUCUCGAUGAUCCUGACACAUCCAAUGGUGAGCCACGACUCAAGGUCAAGCUUUGUCUAAAGUCGGACAGGGAGAAGUGCGGGGACUGGACUGAGGCUGAAGUGGGACCCUCGGUUAUAAAUCAAGCAGGUGCCCUAGCCACACCAACCCUCAUUGCCCUAGUAGUGAGUGGAGCUGUUUUUCUUCUCUUCACGGCUCUUCUCCUGCUGUUCUGCCGGUGUCGGCGAAAGCACGCAGCAAAAGCCAAGGACUACGAGAUGGACACUAACGCGGUACGUCCGAGUUUGGUAACUGGUAAUGGACAACAGAAUCAAGCACCACCACCUUAUUUUGCGGAGAAUAAAGCCCUCGAGCACAGUUUGGAUCAUGCACUAGCUAUGGAGGACUCGAAAACACCACCGUACGCACAGACUGGAUAUGGUUAUCAUCAGCCCACUCACAACAUCAAUGGUGAGAAUGGUGUCAACAUGGGUUACCUGGACAACAGCUAUUCAAACUCUAAUAACGGUGGAUCCGUCAACUCCCAGGAUUCAAUCUGGCAGAUGAAAUCAGCAGCAGCCAAUGGGGUAAAUCCCCAGUACGAUCUUGGUGGAUAUGCCCCGACAGAGUCCGAUUAUCCAGCCCACCAGCACUAUUUACCACAAAGAGAGGAUUACCGAGAGAGUCACAACCUCAGCCGGCAGCAAUUCUGCACUGAGCCCUUUGCCACUGUUGUCAAAUCGCAGAAGCAUGUUGACUCUCAGUACGACGUGUCAGGACUGCCAUAUCAGGAGACAUACGACGGUGAGCCAAAACCGCCGCAAGUGAGUCUCUCUUACGACGAGAGUUUGGAGUCUGGUUACUCAACACCCAACAGCCGACGACCAAGAAUCAUAAGGGAGAUAAUUGUCUGAGAUCAGGAUAAUGGCUCGCGAGCCACUUGGAUCUAGCAGCGGGCCCCCUAUGACCAUCACCACAUGGAAAUUGUUAUUGAAAAUCAAA